Messenger RNA from Lobosporangium transversale, 1147 nucleotides. RefSeq names its product pyrroline-5-carboxylate reductase. Gene Ontology annotation, molecular function: pyrroline-5-carboxylate reductase activity. The transcript has a single exon. NCBI's taxonomy places the organism in Eukaryota, Fungi, Mortierellomycota, Mortierellomycetes, Mortierellales, Mortierellaceae. The record is from RefSeq and is a predicted model, not a curated record. Gene Ontology annotation, biological process: L-proline biosynthetic process. The coding region runs from base 34 to 999 and encodes 321 amino acids.
AAAAAAAAAAAAAAAAAGAAAAAGAAAAAGAAAAUGUUGCAAUCAAGAGUCGCAUUUAUCGGCGGAGGCAACAUGGCGGAAGCCAUUCUUGGUGGCCUUCUUGCUUGUGGCUAUCCUCUUUCUCAAUGUGUUGUCUCAGAACCCAUGCAGGCUCGUUGUGAAUUCCUUCAAAAGAAAUAUCCAGGUCUACAAGUCCUCUCCGGCCCACAAGCUAACCAAUUGGCCGUUAGUGGAUCCAAUUCUUCUCAGCGGAUCACUACGAUGAUUACAGAAGGUGCUAUUCAUGUCAACCCGACGGCUUCUUCCAUGGACUUUGCACCUGCAGAAGUCGUCAUCUUGGCUGUCAAACCUCAAGUACUUCAACCCGUUGUUUCAAGUUUAAGCCCAGCUUUACAAGCUCGUCAACCUCUUGUCAUCUCGAUCGCUGCAGGGAUCGAAACUCGUGCAAUCGCUCAAUUUAUGACUGAAGGAACUCAGUAUUUACCCAAGGACAUGCCCCCUGUCAUCCGUGUAAUGCCCAAUACCCCCUCACUCGUCAACGAAGGCGCUGCAGGGCUCUAUGCUACAUCGGAUACUACCCAACAACAACGUGAAAUCGCAGAGUCAUUGAUGGCUGCGGUUUCAAAACAAGUAUCUUGGGUCGAGAAAGAAAGCUUGAUCGACACAGUCACAGGUGUGUCGGGAUCAGGUCCAGCUUAUUUCUUCCUGAUGAUGGAAGCUAUGGAGGAUGCUGCUGUCAAGUUGGGAAUGGACCGUGAGACAGCAAAGGCUUUGACUAUUCAGACAUGUUUGGGCGCAGCCAAAAUGGCUCAAUCAAGUUCAGAUGAUCUUAAGACCCUUCGGGUCAAAGUCACAUCCCCGCAAGGAACUACUGACGCCGCAAUCAAGACCUUUGAGAAGGGUGGAUUACGUGAGUUGGUUUAUGAGAGUGUUAAGGCUGCAGAUUCGAGGAGUAAGAGCUUGGCAACUGAGUUGGGCGGCAACAACGCAAAAUUAUAAAGCUAUAAUUUAAUUUCCUUUUUUUUUUCUUACAACCUUGUACACAUACCUCACACUCGCACGCGCAUAAAAUGUGAACAAACAGUCUUCCUUCAAGCAUAUUUCUUUCAUGUAAUUAUUUAAUAAAGAUUAGUCGUAGCAGCAUCCA